This is a messenger RNA of Staurois parvus, 291 nucleotides long. Lineage: Eukaryota; Metazoa; Chordata; Amphibia; Anura; Ranidae. The record is from the annotation of a GenBank genome assembly.
CAGGCAUCAGGCGACAGGCAUCGGGCCCCCAGGCGGGGCGCGGGCGCCGGGCCCCCAGGCGGAGCAGCGGGCGCCGGGCCCCCAGGAGGGACGGCAGACACCGGGCCCCCAGGCGGAGCGGCGGGCACCGGGUCAUCAGGCAAGGCAACGGGCAUCGGGUCACCAGGCAUCAGGUCAUUUGGCUCGCCAGUGGGCACCGCGUCAUCUGGCAAGGCAGUGGGCACCGAGUCACCAGGCACGACAGUGGGCUCUGAGUCAACUGGCAUUGGAUCGUCUGGCUGGACAGCGGGC